Messenger RNA from Diaporthe citri, 1425 nucleotides. RefSeq lists its product as uncharacterized. The record is from RefSeq and is a predicted model, not a curated record. The coding region runs from base 1 to 1425 and encodes 474 amino acids. Gene Ontology annotation, biological process: carbohydrate metabolic process. Gene Ontology annotation, molecular function: polygalacturonase activity. The transcript is spliced from 5 exons. NCBI's taxonomy places the organism in Eukaryota, Fungi, Ascomycota, Sordariomycetes, Diaporthales, Diaporthaceae.
AUGAAGUCCUCGGUUUGCGCGGCCUUGCUGGCCUCGGUGGCUGGAGUUGCGGCUGCACGUCCUCAGAUUGUGCCCUCCCCAGCUCAGCCCAGACUGCCAGUUCCAAACCCACCAGUCAGGACGAAGCAGUGUGUCGUCCAGACAAAUGGAGAUGGCUCGGAUGAUUCGGAGCACAUCCUGUCUGCUUUCGAGGACUGCAACAAUGGUGGCCAUGUCGUGUUCAGCGAGAACGCCACAUACACCAUCGGUACUGCCAUGGACUGGACUUUCCUCAAGUCCAUCGACAUUGCCGUGCAUGAAAGGAGACGGCCCGCUAAUGAGAAGCCAAUAGACAUUCGGGGUGAUGUCAAGUUUACCGACGACACCGACUACUGGCAGGCCAACUCCUUCAAGUUCGGCUUCCAAAACGUCACUACCUUCUUCAAGUUGGGUGGAGACGACGUCUUUAUCUACGGAGGUGUGUGCUUAUCCGUGUUCUACCUUGCCCAGUCCCUUACCCUCGUCUACUUUGCCCUGGUCAGGCGUCUUAGGACACACAAGGCAGCUCUCGGCCGCGGUACUCUGGAUGGCAACGGGCAGACUUGGUACGAUCUUUAUGCUGCGGACAAGUACAUCUUGCGCCCAGUCCUCAUUGGAGUCGACGGUCUUCACAACAGUAUCAUCAGUGACCUCGUGCUGAGGUACUCGCCACAAUACUACGCGUUCAUUGCCAACUCUACCAACGUCGUGUUCAACAACUUUGAUAUCUCCGGGUAUUCAUCGAGCUCCAACGAGGCGAAGAACACGGACGGCUGGGAUACCUACAGGUCAUCCGAUAUCACAAUCAUGAACUCUGUGAUCAACAACGGCGAUGACUGCGUGUCCUUCAAGCCCAACUCAACCAACAUCCUUGUGGAGUCGCUCUGGUGCAACGGCUCCCACGGAAUCAGCGUUGGCUCACUGGGCCAGUACCCCGGCGAGUUCGACAUUGUGGAGAACAUUUUCGUGACCAACAUCUCGAUGCACAAUGCCUCGGACGGUGCCCGCAUCAAGGUCUGGCCGAACGUCGCCUCCGAGCUGUCUGGUGAUUUGCAGGGAGGCGGGGGCAGCGGCCGCGUCGACAACAUUACCUACGAUGGCAUGACCAUCGACAACGUGGACUAUGCCAUUGAGAUCACUCAGUGCUACGGCCAGAAGAACCUCACAUUGUGCUUGGAGUACCCCUCGCCCUUGACGAUCGAGAACAUCUACUUCCGCAACUUCAAGGGCACCACGUCGAAGAAGUAUUCGCCCGACAUCGGCCUCUUCGCCUGUUCCAGCAAGGAGGUCUGUGGGAACAUCUAUGCCGAGAACAUCGACGUGGUGAGUCCCGCCGGGGGUGACGAGGCGUCCUGCUUGAACGUCGACGAGAGCGUGUUGGAUGUCACCUGCCAGGCAAUGCUCUAG